Messenger RNA from Paramuricea clavata, 780 nucleotides. The record is from the annotation of a GenBank genome assembly. Lineage: Eukaryota; Metazoa; Cnidaria; Anthozoa; Malacalcyonacea; Plexauridae.
AUGAAGCUGCCAGUGCCAGACCAAGUUGCGGUGUUAUUUAUCGACGCAUUUCUUCAAUAUCCGUUCACUUGUUCGUUUGGGUUCUGUACCCUGCUGUAUAUCCUCUACCCAAUCUACUUUGAGAAAGAAGCAACGAAAGGCCGGAGAUGGAUAGUCUCAUGUGUGGUCAUAUUCGUGUUGUUAGCAUUCACAUCCAUUUUUUUGAUACCCAUUCUCGCAAUCGCUCCAGAUCGCAUAAUAUUCCGACCCACACCCUCGUGUUCAAUUUUCGACAGUCCAGCGCGUUAUAUAUGUCUCACUUUCAACGACCGACAUCAGCAUGUGUUCUACACAACGACUUGGCAACAGUGUAGUAGUUCAGAUGCGAAUAUGAAGAAUGCAACCAAGUAUUACAUCAUUUCUUCAUGGAUACCAUCCUUCGAUCACUACGUUACGAUUGAGCGUGUUCCAUUUCAACCUGAUAGUUCGCCCGGUGAAAACAAGACGGCGUAUACCCUUCCCGAAGGCUACUGCGUUCGAGCAGCUGGACCUAGCGGAGGAGAUCGACAAAAGGUCGCGUUUUAUAGCAUAAACGGCAACCGUCGUCAUCUGCUUGAUUCUGGUUACAUCAAGUCAAGCUUACUCAAAAAUUUUACCUCCGGUUGGUAUCUUGUAUCCAGCUGCAAUUCUGAGCUGUCGAGAUGGUGGUAUAACUGUACGCUUGGAUAUGUGAGUUCUCAUUACGUCCGGCUACCGCAGUAUACAAGAACCCUGCUCCUCGAGGACAGGGAUAGUAUUUAG